Dracunculus medinensis (Guinea worm) is the source of this 468-nucleotide messenger RNA. Lineage: Eukaryota; Metazoa; Nematoda; Chromadorea; Rhabditida; Dracunculidae. The record is from the annotation of a GenBank genome assembly.
AUGGGGAACGCAAAAUCAAGUGAGACAACAAAAAAUUUACAAGCAGAAAGCGACAAGAUUUCAGUGGAUACUCGUAAGAGGCCAAGUCUAAAUAGUCAGUUAAAGAAAGGAUUGUUGAACACAUCACAACGACAAAUUGUGAAGGGCUGCUUGGAUAGUGCUAAAGAGGAUUUCGUCGAUCGGAUAUACAGAAGAGUUUACGAUAAGAAAGAAGAAUUUCGCAUCUUCGAAUUUAAAUCAGAUUUGUACUCUUCCUUACGUGAAUUUCUUCCUAAAGUUGUCGAAAAAUUAACAGAUGCUGAAGAAGUUCGACGACUUUCUGAAGACCUCGGAGCAAAAUAUCUCAAAUUCCGUGUUUUUGGUUUUAAAAACGAUUUCUUCGGUGCGAUCGCGGAUGCCGUAACUACUGAAUGCGUUUUUCUUGAUGCAUCUGUGCAUCCCACGUCAGAGACUUUAGCUGCUUGGUGA